Scaptodrosophila lebanonensis is the source of this 724-nucleotide messenger RNA. RefSeq lists its product as uncharacterized. The transcript has a single exon. The record is from RefSeq and is a predicted model, not a curated record. Lineage: Eukaryota; Metazoa; Arthropoda; Insecta; Diptera; Drosophilidae. The coding region runs from base 63 to 719 and encodes 218 amino acids.
UUGAAAACUGAAUACGUAUUUAUGUAUCCGGGUAAUAAUUAUCAAUGUAACACUAGUGAAAAAUGAAUUUGGAUCCUUUCGAUGUAGAGGAUCAUAUCGAAAAUUUCACUAUUCGGAAGCCAAGAAACACACCUUUAAAUUAUGCGCCUAAGGAAAAGUCAACUAGGCAAGGAAAAAGGAUUCACGAAUGCAUUCCCUUGCUCCUUGCUGAUUUAUCGCGAUCAUCCGCAGUUCCCGACCAUGAAGGAGUGUUUUCCGUUUUUAAUUCCCCGUAUUCGGCCCUGCACUUUCGCACUUGCAUUGUACACGUCUUCGUGGCGGGUAGAGGAGUUUUUAACAAAUCGUUUUUUAGAUACUUUGUUGAUGACGGCACCGCCAGCAUGGAAAUCAGCAUUUUUAAAAAAACACAAGAACAGAAUACCAUAACAUCGCUAUAUAAUGAAGCUUCAGCGUUAUCUAGAAGCCAAAUCUCUGAAAAUGACCGUAAGGUUUCAUAUAGCAUGAUGCGCUUACUGAGCAAAGCCAUGGAAUACGUGGACGGGUCUAAAAUUACGCCGGGCAGUAACGUUUGCCUAUAUGGGCGGCCUAAAAUCUUCAGGGAAAAAGUGGGACUUGACGCGUUUUCCUUUUGCUUAGACAAUGCUCAGUCACGCCAUAUGGAGAUUGCAUUCAAUGAUAAUUUGAUAGAUUGGUAUAAUCUUCAUAAAAUUAAAGAGUAGUUUAA